Messenger RNA from Aspergillus homomorphus CBS 101889, 3672 nucleotides. RefSeq names its product ATP-dependent RNA helicase ECM16. Gene Ontology annotation, molecular function: RNA binding; ATP binding. The record is from RefSeq and is a predicted model, not a curated record. The transcript has 2 exons. Gene Ontology annotation, cellular component: intracellular anatomical structure; nucleolus. Gene Ontology annotation, biological process: maturation of SSU-rRNA from tricistronic rRNA transcript (SSU-rRNA, 5.8S rRNA, LSU-rRNA). The coding region runs from base 58 to 3672 and encodes 1204 amino acids. NCBI's taxonomy places the organism in Eukaryota, Fungi, Ascomycota, Eurotiomycetes, Eurotiales, Aspergillaceae.
GUGGUAAGUUGAUCCUGGGGAAUCGAGUAGGAGCAAGAGCUUCUCCGUCCAGGCACCAUGCCCAAGUUUGUUCCCCGUCAGCGGAAGCAAAAGCACCGGCAGCAGGCGGAGGCAACCACCGGGGUCGAUACCAAUGCUGCCGAAAUUUUGCCCGUCUCCAAAAGUGAGAAGGAAGCGAAGCGACAGCAGCUGAAGGAGGAAUUGAAAUCCCAGAACCCGGCUAUUUCCUCCAAGAAACAGAAGCGCCUGGAUAAGUAUAUUGAAACCAAAUUGAAGAAGGAAGAGAACAUUGAAUUGUUGAAGAAGCUCGCGCAAUCCAAGAUCGACACAUCCGCUCUCCAAAGCUCGAAAGAACUCGGAAAACGCAAAAGACCAGAUGAAAGGCCGCCAAGGCCAACGACCACGGACAACAAUGUUCGUCCCAACUACGAUUCCUCCGGCGACGAGACUGAUGAUUCGCUACCUCCGGCCAAAUCCAUUGCCGUCGCAACCUUGCCUGAUGAAUCCGCGAAUACACCUGCAGCGCCACAGGUAGUGGGCAGUGGCUUGAAGCGCCCGCUUGAAUUAGGGCCUGAUGGGUUUCCCAUCAUAAAGAAGCGGAAGCGCGCGCCCAAAAAACCGAUGAUCACGAUAACUAUGCCCGAAGUCCCUUGGGAUGGUUUUGGCUCGGAUGAUGAUGCUCAGAGCGAGGAGGAUGAGGAUCAAGAAGAGAAAAAUGAGGAUGAUGAAGCACAUUCUGAAGGAGACUCCGAUGAGACAUCGGAGGAUGGUACGAGCGAUGAUGGCAGCGACAGUGAGAGCGGCGAGGAGGAUGAGGAUGAAGACGAUGAAGAUGAAGAUGAAAACGAAGAAGAUGAAGAGGAAGAGACCGGCACUCUAAACAAGGGCAAGCCCCGACAGUCCGCAUUCAAGGAUUGGGCGAGGCAGCAGAUCAAUGAAGCGGUGGGAUUCAAGCCUGCCACUGUUCCAGUUGUGUCCGAGCCAAUGCCGUUCAUCCCUGAACGUAAGAAGCCUGUGAGGAAUACUGUCUACGAGGAAGAGCCGCUACCUCGAGAGCUCCAGGUCACCACUGGAGAUCCUAACCGCAAAGCGUUCAGUGUUCAAGUCAACCGCUCUGAGGAGAUACAGAAAGCACGUCUGGGCUUGCCUGUGGUCGGAGAGGAGCAGAAGAUCAUGGAAGCUAUUUACAACAACUCUUCCAUCGUGAUUUGGGGUGCUACAGGUAGCGGAAAAACCACCCAGCUACCCCAAUUCCUUUUUGAGGCCGGCUAUGGUCAUCCUGACAGUCCUAACCCUGGAAUGAUUGCCGUUACCCAGCCACGCCGAGUAGCUGCUGUCAGUAUGGCGAAACGUGUCGGCGAUGAGUUGGGCCAGUAUUCUGACCGUGUCUCUUACCAAAUUCGAUUCGAAAGUACGGCAACCAGCAAAACUGCCGUCAAAUUUAUGACCGACGGUAUCCUUAUCCGAGAGAUUGCCGAAGACUUCUCGUUGAGCAAGUAUUCGGUCAUUGUCAUUGACGAAGCUCACGAGCGCAGUGUCAACACUGAUAUCCUCAUCGGCAUGGUGAGCAGAAUCGUUGACCUUCGGAAAUCCAUGAGCGCGGAAGACCCAUCCGUCAAGCCCCUGAAACUGGUGAUCAUGUCUGCCACUCUGCGCAUUUCCGAUUUCACACAAAAUCCCAGUCUGUUCCGCGAGGGACCACCACCAUUGGUCCAGGCUGAAGGUCGUCAAUAUCCCGUCACCGUUCACUUCUCCAGACGUACCCACCGCGACUACGUUGAGGAGUCUUUCCGCAAAGUAUCUCGAGGCCAUCGCAAGUUGCCCCCAGGCGGUAUCCUAGUAUUCUUGACUGGACAGAACGAAAUCCGUCAGCUUUCCAAGCGUUUGAAGCAGGCCUUCAAGCCUACUCAGCGAGGAGACACUACCCAGGUCAAGGUCCAGAUCUCGGCUAACGAUGCGCCAUUGGAGGUGGAAGAUUUGGAGAUCGGCGGUGCCGAUUUGUCUGUUCCCGGCGGCGAAGGAGAUGAUGAAAGCGAUUAUGAGAUUACUGGGCUGGAUGAGCCCGAUGAGGAAGACGAAGAGUUUGACCUCGGUGAAGAGGCCAUGAGCUCAUCUACCCGGGUCCACGUGUUGCCACUGUAUUCUCAACUUCCCACCAAAGAGCAGCUGAAAGUCUUCGAGGAACCACCAGAGGGCUCGCGUCUUAUCGUUCUGGCGACCAACGUGGCAGAGACAAGUUUGACUAUCCCUGGCAUCAAGUACGUUUUCGACUGCGGUAGAGCCAAGGAGAAGCAGUAUGAUUUAUCUACGGGAGUGCAGAAGUUCCAAAUUGAAUGGAUCAGCAAGGCUAGCGCAAACCAGCGAGCCGGUCGUGCUGGUAGAACUGGACCGGGUCACUGCUAUCGCCUUUACUCUUCGGCAGUCUACGAGAACGAGUUUGCCGAAUACACUGAUCCGGAGAUUUUGCGCACGCCGAUCGAAGGCGUUGUGCUGCAGAUGAAGAGCAUGGGUCUGCACAAUGUUAUCAACUUCCCCUUCCCCACGCCCCCUAGCCGUCAAGGACUGGCCAAGGCCGAAAAGCUGCUCAAAAACCUGGGAGCUCUGACGUCAGAGGGCAAGAUCACACAGAUCGGAAACCGCUUGUCUACGUAUCCAUUAUCUCCUCGAUUUGGCAAGAUGUUGUAUGUCGGCCACCAGCACGGCUGCAUGCCGUACGUAAUUGCCCUCGUUGCCGCUUUGGCUGUGGGAGACCUCUUUGUUCCCCAGAACCAGAUCGAUCCCGUGCCAUCUAAGAGCGAUGACAACAAUGGAGUGUACACCAACGCGGACCGGCUCGAGGAUACGGCUCGUGAGCAACGCCACAAAGAUUACGCCCGGGCUCAACGUCUUUUCAGCAAGCACGACGAUACCUCCGAUGCAAUGAAAUUCCUGUCGGCGAUCUGCGCCUACGGCUAUGCCUCCGACAGCGAGUCGUUCUGUGAGAAGAUGUUCCUGCGCGCCAAGGCAUUCAAGGAGGCCACCCAGCUCCGUCGCCAACUAACGGAUAUCGUGCGAACCAACAACCCCGGUCUCGUCCCUGCAUACCAGGCGCGCCUGCCAGAGCCCUCCGAGAAACAGGUCAAGGCUCUCAAACAGAUUGUCACCGCAGGGUUCAUCGACAAUGUCGCUCUUCGUGCGGAUCUCGCGCCUGUACCUCCUGAGAUGGCCCGGACGCCGAAGCGAGCAAUCGACGUCCCGUACUUCACGCUCAUGAGGUCCCGCGAGGGUCCGGGCUUGGAACUGAACGACAAGUGUGUAUAUGUGCAUCCGUCCUCGAUCCUUGCGCAGAUGUCGGCCAAGGAGAUGCCACAGUACAUCGUCUAUUCCCACCUUCAACAAUCUUCUCCGUCAGUAGUGGCGUCAGAGCAAACACCGAAGAUCAGGAUGUAUCCACUUGCAACCCCCAGCGGGCUGCAGCUUUCUGCAAUUGCACACAACACGCCGCUGAUUGAGUACGGUAAGCCAAUUGGAAAGGCAGAUACGAUUGAGGGUAUUCCUGAACGGCGCUCAUGCUGGGUGAUUCCGUCGUUGGUGGGUGAGGCCGGCGGUUCGAGGUGGCCUUUACCUGCAAAGAAGGUCAUCCAGAGGAAGGAUCCCAAGGAGGGAUGGGUGAUUGAGAAGUUUACUAGUUGA